Molecule: messenger RNA, 1763 nt
Organism: Cuscuta epithymum
Lineage: Eukaryota; Viridiplantae; Streptophyta; Magnoliopsida; Solanales; Convolvulaceae
Source: the annotation of a GenBank genome assembly
UGUAUACUCCUGGUAUGGAUAUACGUACUAUCUUACAUAUCUAUGUGAGUGGGGCACACAUUAUCUGAACUUCUCUGAACCACUCCCUUCCUAUAAAAGGGUUAACUAAGUUGUGGAAAAACAAGUGCAACGAUUGCAAUUCAUCAACCUAAUUAAUUAGUAUUGGUUUCAUUCCGUCGUCAUGGCUACAACCACCACACAGGCUCAAUUGUGGAAUGCAGCAAUAUUGCUCGUAGCUUUAAUGGCAUCUCUCCACCUCACAGUGGGCCAGAUCGGAGUUUACUACGGAAGAAACGGCGACAACUUGCCAUCUCCGGCAGCGGUGGUGGGCUUAUACAAGCAAUACAACAUCCAGAGAAUGCGAAUUUACGAACCAUUCCACCCUGUUCUCGACGCCCUCAGAGGCUCCAACAUCGAGCUCACCGUCAACGUCCCCAACAUCAACGACCUCCAGUACGUCGCCGGCAGCCAGGCCAACGCCAACCAGUGGGUCCAAGACAACGUCCGGAGCUACUUCCCCGCCGUCAACUUCAAACACAUCGUCGUCGGCAACGAAAUCUCCCCCAUCAAAAACAGCCAGUACACCAAUUUCGUACUCCCCGCUUUGCAGAACGUACAGAACGCCAUUAACGCCGCCGGCCUCUCAGGACAGAUCAAAGUCACCACCGCCGUCGACACCGGCAUUCUGGGUAACGCUUAUCCGCCCCAGAACGGCGUUUUCCGGGGAGACGUCGUCGGGUACCUGGCCCCGAUCAUCCGGUUCUUGUCGGAUAAUGGGUCGCCGUUAUUUGUCAGCAUAUACCCUUAUUUCUCCUACGUGGACAACUCCGGCCAGAUCAACCUCAAUUAUGCUCUGCUUCAGCCCAACAGCGGGGUCAACGCCGGCGGGGUGUACUACGACAAUCUUUACUACGCGUUUGUCGAUGCCAUGUAUGCGGCGAUGGAGAAGGUUCUGAAUGGUGCCGGAGCAGCGUCGACUUCGCCGUUAUACGGUGCUGUUAAGGCCGGCGGGAAGUAUGUUCCGCCGGUGAAGGGAGGAGAGUCCGGUUGGCCGAGCCGCGGCGGCGGAGGGCCGGCGAAUUACGACAAUGCAAGGAUAUACAACAACAAUUUGGUUCAGGUCGUGAAGAAGGGAACGCCCAAAAGACCAAAUCAACAAAUUGAGACUUACAUAUUUGCUAUGUUUGAUGAAGAUCAGAAGCAGCCUGCUGGGGUGGAGAACAAUUUCGGUCUUUUUACUCCAAACGCCCAACUCAAAUACCCAAUGAAUUUUAACUGAAUUGCAAGAGACUUAAAAACUAAUAAUGCACUACAAAAAAUUACUGGAUCGACAUCAAUUUGACACAGAUUGAUCAAUGAAUUCAUGCCAAAUGGCUCGUUCCAACAUGUUUUGAACAUGGAUUUGUCAUAAAUUUUAGAGAAUCUCUGUCAAAAAUUUAUGUCAAUCUCGGUUUUUUGUAAUGAUCUUUACGUCAAUAAAACAAAAACUGUUGUAUCCCUUACUUGGAAUAGCUAGUAAUUAAGGAGUGUUUAAUCAAAAUGAUUAUUGUAAGCUCCAGUUAUAAGGUGUUAUUGGGUGUACCUCUUAUGUGAUGGGUUAAUAAAAUCGCAAUUGGUUCCAUCUAAAAGCUACUCCGUAUAUAAAGAUUUGUACAAAUAUAGUUUGUUGUUUCGUAAUUAUUAUUGGAUUUGAAUUAUGUGCGUUUGUUGUGAUUGUUACCCAAGAGUAAUAUUUCGCUACAUACUACCUAUCUCACAUCUGA